AUGUCUUCUCCGAAUCUCCAUGUUGCAGUAAUCGGAGCAGGCGCCACCGGCCUCCUCCUCGCCCAAGGACUGAAAAAGGCCAACGUCCGAGUCUCCGUCUUCGAGACCCUCCCCAGACAAACCUACGAGGACAACCCGCGAACGUGGACGAUGGCCCUGCACUGGUCCCGCCGCAACGUCGAGCAGUGCCUCCCGCCCGAGCUCUUCGCCGCUCUGAGCAGCGCGCACACGAACCCCUGGCACGAGCCCUCGCACGACGAGGCCCAGAGCCUGCCGGUCGUGGGCGGCAAGACGGGCGAGGUGCUGGUUGCGGCGAAGGUGGACGACGGCAGACGGGUCGUGCGCAGGAAGCUGAGGGAUCUAUUCCGGCGGGGGAUCGAUGUGAGGUUUGGGUAUAAGCUGGCUGGGGUCGAUGCGAGUGGAGAGAGGGUCACGGCUACUUUUGAGAAUGGCGAGGUGGUGCGUGUGGAUGUGUUUGUUGGGGCGGAUGGUGCGAAGAGUGUUGUGAGAGAUCACCUCGUGGAUGGCGAUGCCAAGGAGCUGGAUCGGGUCCCGUUGAUUUCUACGAACAUUGGGUGUCGGUACACGGCGCAAUGGCUAUUCAUCCGGACCAAGACACUCUGUUUCUUUCUCGCUGUGGCCGAUGUUCCUGAUCCCGAGGACCCGGAAACCUGGGAGUUCCAGGUCGCGCUAUCUCUUUGGAGCACCGAAGACCCUCCCGAGACAAACGAGGACAGGAUGAAGUAUUUAAAGAAGCUCGCGGAGCCAUACUGCGAGCCGUACCGUUCUGCCGCGCUGUGGGUGCCGGACGACACAUACAUUCCACGUGACAAGUACGCAGAGUGGAAGAGAAUUGCACCAUGGAACAACUUUGGCGGGCGCGUCACGGUUGCCGGCGACGCCGCGCAUCCCAUGUGUCCCUUUCGUGGCCCGGGCCUGAAUAAUGCACUGCAGGACGCCGGAAACCUGGUCAAGGCCAUCGCGGCGGUCCAACAGGGCCGGCAGACUCUUGCGGCGGCGAUCGACGAGUACGAUGCGGAGGUGUACCAGCGAGGCAAAGGGGAGAUUGAGAUCUCGGAGGAGUCAAUGUUUGGACUCCACCACUACAGCGCGAUCAAAGGAUCUCCCAUUGACCGCAUGGGGUUGAAGGAGCAGAAGGCCUAG
Molecule: messenger RNA, 1164 nt
Organism: Colletotrichum aenigma
Lineage: Eukaryota; Fungi; Ascomycota; Sordariomycetes; Glomerellales; Glomerellaceae
Gene: cctM-2
Product: FAD-dependent monooxygenase cctM
Exons: 9
Coding region: 1-1164 (387 amino acids)
Molecular function (GO): FAD binding
Source: RefSeq, a predicted model, not a curated record